GUGUCUCUGGAGUCCGCCUGCGUGUGCGUGUGAUGAAUUGGAGUCAUCCGACUGGUGUUUCCUUCCGAGUGGGGGUUGGAUCAGCAAUCCAUUAGGGGAUCAUGGAAACUUUUUUUUCUGGCUAAAAGGAUGAAAACGGAGUAAGUACACAGAACUUUGAACUUGAAACAGAAUGAAACAAAUACAAGCAAAACCCUGAUAGUAACCAUGUCCAUUCAAACCGCUUAUUCCCUUUUCAUGUUAAGAGCCGUGAAUGCUUACAGGAAAGUGGGAAUUUAAAGCUGAAAGAAGGGCAGCUUACAAAAGGCUGGAAGCGGGACUGCUUUAAAACCGGAGGAAAAAUGAGGAACUGCUAAGGCAACCUGGCCUGCCUCCAGCUGUGCAACAGGCGCUGUGGGUUUAACCUACUGCAUUCUUCAAGGCUGUUUCCAGACUUCAGAUUCACUUUGGUGGUGUUCUCUCCACUCCUGUAAAGCUGGGGCAGAGUCGGAUUCCUUUGCUGCGAGUUUAAGGAUGUUGUGAAAACACGGCAUUGCCGGAAGCAACGGUUUGGCAGCAACACCAGGUUAUUUGUUACAUCUAUUAUUAUUUUGAUGUCUUUUUUUAACCCUGGUCAGCCACUUUUCACUGUCAUCCAUGGAAGGGCUCUCCUUAACCGCCUCAGACUUUUGGGACCUAUGAUUCUUUGGCAUGAUCCUUCGGAAAGUUCUCAAGCAGAGAUGGAGCAAACUUGAUUGGAGCUGUGGAAGAACAGACUUGUAUUUUUCAUGCUGACAAAAAAUAGCUGCUAUGACUUUUCCCGCAACGUGGACAGGGGCCAAGUGAAGCUGGACUGGUCAUGGUCUGUCGUCCAGUGUUCCCUUGUCGUCGGCGAUUUUGCCCCCGGCCCUUUUUGGUGGGUUUGGUUGUGGCCAUCUGUCUCUUCUACCAGACCCUGACCCUCCGAGGGACAAGGAAGCUUACAGCCGCUGUCCCUGGCACUGCCCCCCACACAUCUACGGCCAUCCAAGCAAGCAGAUGCAGGAAAGAAUUCUCCCAGGACAAACCGUGCUUCCUUCUCCCUGGUAAUGCGCAGGAAAUCAGAAAGAUGGAGGAAGCAAUGGAGACACACUUUGGUGGGGAUGGCCGAAGAGCUGUCCUCUACAGGCCUUCAAACAGCAAAACAGAGCUUCAGCUCUACCAGCGCAUUCUCAGGGGACAUCACUAUACAGUUGUCAUCGCUGAAGAAAGGCUGGAUGCUGGCCUUGGGCUGGGGCUGCUGGAACAAGGUGCUCUGGGCCCCUGGGAUCUGCUCAUCUGCCUGCCUUCUUGGAAAGCCGAUGGGAAACCCUGCAUACCCAAGGAGCACGUGUGCCAGCUGAGUUUACAUCAAAGGGUAAACAUAUUACCAGAAAUACAGCAUCAGCUUUGCAGAAAGGAAGGAUUAUGUGAAAUAACUAGAAGAUUUCCAGAAUUGCAACUUCCCGUGAGUCCCUCUGUCUGUCUGAAACAGGGAAUACAGUUACAGCCGAGUACUUCAAGUCACCUUUUAAAAACAGUGAAGCCACAUGUCUGGAAACCAGGGAACCGGAGACGUGAACAGCUGAAUCAAACAACAGUCCUAGCUCUACAUGAAACCAUCUUUGGAGCUGAAGAUCUAUCUGUGAUUCUUAAAGCGUAUGUGCUGGUGACAUCCCUAACCCCUUUGCGUGCAUUUAUUCAUUCGACUGGCACGGUUUGGAACCUACCAAAGAAAAAACGUUUCACUGUCAAGCUGCAAACAUUUUUUGAGACAUUCCUGAGGGCCAGCUCAUCUCUUCAGGCUUUUGAUAAUAUGAAGGAAGCAAUUAGCAAACUCCUGCUAGCAGCAGAAGUAUUCAGUGAAACAUCUACCCUGGGACCAAAGACCAUCAAUAGAUGCAGAUCGUGUUUUCAGCUUUUAACUUUUGACAUUGGUUAUGGCAGUUUCACAUACCCUGUAGUGCUUCAGGUACAUGAGCAUUUACACUUUCAAGAUAACAAUAAUAUGGAGUUUGAGGACCAAAAUGUAGAAGAAUUCCUUUUGAAAGAUACUUUCAGUUUUCUUUUCUCUAAUGAAUCAUCACUUUCCGUGUUUUCUGAGAUAUUUCAGAGACUUUUUAGAUCCGAUGUGUCUAAGGGGAAAAAUGACAACAUUUCUCUGAACUCUUUCUUAGUAAUACGUCAUUUUAAUUUUCUUUUCAUAACUUAUGCUGAUGUCGUGUGUUUGAAUAUUCCUUCUCAGCUCUUCCCAUCUACCACUCCUGGGAUUCAGUCUUUGAUGCAUGAAUUUUAUGACAUGGAAAAUCCGAUGGGGAAACCUGGUUCAGUCCUGACCCAAUACUGGUCUCUUCUAAAUGUAUUUGAACAAUUUCAGCUCAUGAAUAAAAAGGCACAGCUGCAUCCAUUGGAAUGGAAUUCUUUCACAGAGGAUGAGAACAUUGAAAAACCACAAGUGCCGUUUGAUGCAAUAGAAAAUAAAAAAGCUGCAGUUCCACAAAUUCUAAGUGAAAAUAAAGAAAUACGUUGCAGUAAUGAUAAAAACCUACCAUGUCAUAUCAAGCAGAUCUUCACACAUCCACAUUUGGAACUGAAUCCUGAGUUUAACUCACAGAUCAAAGAUUAUUAUGCUGAAGUCCCAUUUGAUAUGGUAACAGUGAUGAUCAGAGUGGAGACUUCUCCGUGUCAGUGCAAAGUGCACCUGCAUGAGCAAGCGGGGCCAAGCUUUGCCGACUACCCUCUAGGCUUAGGAAUGAACACAAUCUCAAUAUUUGUGGUAGAUGAAUCUCCAGCCCAGAGCGAGACCCUGAUCACUUACAAACUCACCAUCUAUAGAGAAGACCGGCCAAGUCUGCCCCUGUUUGAGGACUUCACAGCUUGUGGUUUUGUGCAGGACUGUGGUUUGCUGAUUCACCCGGAGGAAACCUGUGGGUUACAGCCUAUUUCUUCUGACUACAUUGAAGCCAUUUCUCAGUCGGAGCUAAAGAACUGCCCAUCUGGGGACAUGCAAGGCCAGUGGAUUGUGCCAUGCCUUAGUUGUUCAGACAACAGGACCUGUGACUGGAGAGAAAUAACUUGGCAGCCCCAUAACUGCCAGUAUGGCAUCCUAACUAAGUCUCAACUGCAGCAGUGCUUGGGAGGAAGGAAGAUUCUCUUCAUUGGAGACUCAACCAACAGAGGGAUCAUGUACUAUCUGAUCGAAAGGCUGAAUGAAACGUUGCAGGAAUGGCAGAAGGUGCAUGGCACUAAAUUCUACCACAACGUCAAUGGCGGGAAGACCGUGAUCAGUUACUCCUACUAUCCUCAGUUCUGGAUGAGCCCUUCCUUGAGACCAACAUUUGAAAAAGCACUUGAACAUCUCCUGCAGAGAUCACGUCCCCUAGAGAAUACCCGUCGGACUGUACUGGUUGUUGGUGGUGUUCAGUGGCUUAAUUCCAAUCACCUGCAAAUUAUUCACAAGGUUUUGAAGAGGGAAAACUUACUCAAUAUCCUAGUGAUCAUCAAAACUUUGGGAAUUGGAUUUCAUCUCCCAGCAGAUGGAGUGCAUUUCUUAACACAGAGUGAAGUACGGAAUUUAUGGAAAGAAAAUGUGAUUAUUCUGGAUACUGCAAAGAAAUAUGGCUAUGAAGUGGUUGACACAUUCACCAUAACAAUGGGAAGAUACAAAGAAUUUCUGCAGGGGAAGUGUGCAUGUCAUUUUCAUGAGGUAGUGAAAUCAAAGUUAUCCAAAGACUAUCACUUUAUUAAAAUGAAAAGAUCAAGGAAUCAUAUUGUGGGAAAAUACUUCAGCAAUCAAAGCAAGCAACAGCAAGACUCUGUACCAAAUUUUGAAUCACCAUAUCACGUCAGAGGUCCCAUAAAUCAGGUUUGUUCUGAAAUCCUUCUCAGCAGGAUGUGUGAGAGUAAAAGGAUGGAGUAGACGCUCUGCAGGAAAACUGAAUUUAGCCUCGGAGACAAGCCACUGCCCCGGGCAGUGGGCCGGGAGCCAAGCCUGUGUACCACAUGCAUUUUGGAUGGAUCACACGCACGCAUGCACACUGAUGCACACGUGGUCACCAACGAUGCACACGUAGCUAAAACAAAUUAACAAUAACACUUUUCUUAUAGCUUUAUAAAGCCGAGGUGUGAACUUGAACUCCACUUUGUUUCAGAGUGAAAGACAGACCUAGAAAAAGGUUACUUGAAGUAUAAUUAUAAACCAGAACCACUGUGGGCCAGGUAUGGCAUUGUAUUAAUAAAGAGAAAUAAAGACACUUGAAUUACGUAAAAAACAGGAUAGCGCUCUUUAGUUUGUGUGACCAUCUCCAUAGAUACAUUAAUGUUGAAAGGGGGGAAAGCAAUUACAUUCCACUUGCAAGCGGAGGUUGUGCUUAUGAUUUCUUACCAGGAGAAAAAGUGGCAUUUAUGAUGGCCUAGGCUUUGUGAUCGAAUGCUUAUGAGAAACAUUUCCUCCUAUGUUUUUAAAUUUUUCAUAGUGAAAGGGAAAGAGCAGGAAUGCUCCUCAAGAGAAUGUGAAGAGAUUCUAUGAGACAUACAAAAACUAGAAUAGUUUUUAGUUAAAACACCAAUGUAUUGAACUUUGUACUCCUUGUGUUUUCCAUAAACAUUCCUUUCUGGUCCUAUCUGUGAACUUGCAAGGGUAAGCGCAGUCUCAAAUUGAUGAAAUACAUAGUUUUAAAGUAAGGAACAAAAUGUAGUUACUUGUGUAUUACUUUAGUAUGUUUCAUUGAUGAUAUUUCUUAAGAAAGCUUUUUGUGCCAUUAUAGCCCUAUGUAACUUAAAAUUACCAUUACAUUUUAUGUAAAUAUUUUUCCAAGGAUUAUAAAUUCUCAAAUUGAUAGGCCUAUUUUUCCCCAAAACAUUUGUGUAGAGCCACAGGGAGAAUUAUGUUACUAGUAUCUGUAUUUUGACUUUCCAGAGCAACUGUAUCUAAUCCAAAUUGAGAGUAGACAUAAAAUUAUUUUUCAAUUAAAACUGUGGCGUCCAUAUAAAACAUACCUAAUUGUCGUGUUUAGAACUUUCUCUUCUAUCUCUUAGGUUUAUAAUGAUAAAUUUCCUUAUUAUACACACACUUUGUUGUGAGAUAACACCUCACAGUUACAAUGGCUUUUAAAGAAUUAUUUUUCAUUUUUAGGAAAAAAAGAGACCCAAGAGGGUUCAUUCAACACAUGGCUGAAAUUUCCAAAUGCACAAAUACCUCAAUUUCACUGCAAUAUGAAAAAAAAAAAAACCUACUUUGAUAAGUUUCUUCGUAUGAAUAGCCACCUCCUUUAAAUACUCUAUUUUUAUAUAUAUUUUUUUAUGAAGACGAACAGGAAUUUAUAUUUAACUAUCUUAAAUUAUAUUUACAUAAAUGCAAAUACAACUUGAUAGAAACAAUCCAGACGUGCAUCUUACAGAUGAUAGAUUUUGAAAAGAACGGUACAGAAUUCACGUUACAUAUGGAAGUCUUUCUAGUGUCUACACUUCAACGCAAGCAUUGUUUUUAGGUUUUCAGUGAUUUUUUUUUAAAUGAUAUAAAACACUGCCAAUUCAUGCAACCCUUCCAUCAUCUUUUAACUUAUUAUAUCCCUGUCACAGUAUUACAGUCACUGGGUAUUUCUUGUCAUUCACUUUCCACCUAAUUGUAAUAACCACCUGGCUGAGGCUAGCCUGGCAUUUCCCUCUUCACCAUUGAAAUAAUAAUGGAUUUUAGAAACGAUUGUAAUAAUGUCAUUAAUAAAGUCUUCCUGGCAAUA
Otolemur garnettii (small-eared galago) is the source of this 5735-nucleotide messenger RNA. RefSeq names its product cadherin like and PC-esterase domain containing 1 (gene CPED1). Bases 839 to 3916 code for a protein of 1025 amino acids. NCBI's taxonomy places the organism in Eukaryota, Metazoa, Chordata, Mammalia, Primates, Galagidae. The record is from RefSeq and is a predicted model, not a curated record. The transcript has 22 exons.